AUGUCCGCCCCAACCACUGCAUCCAAUCAAUGGCUCGAGCAGCAACUCUCCCAGCUUCUCUCGUCGCCAUACAUCCAUUUCAGACCACUAACCAAUGGGGGGCUACGCAUGGGGCAUGGGCCUAUUGAUCUCUUUAGCACUCGCUUCAACAAUCUAUUUUCCUCCGACGCGACUGGUGUCGUGGCAGGCAGUGAGGUGGACCGAGCGGGACUUAAGGAGGCUUUACUGGCACUACAGAGGAAAUGGGACGCCGAUAGCGCACACUUUACCGAGGUAAAUGGGCUGCAGGAUGGUCAUCUUGGGACGAACUUACAGUGGACGCCGAAGAAUGCAGAGGAUGGACAGAAUGUGGAGGUUUCUGCGACGGCAACCGUGCAACAAGAUGGCGGUGCAACUCGCAUCACUACAUUGCGACUCGACGGCGACCAGGCCUUGUUCACUAGUCCAAAGUGA
Messenger RNA from Fibroporia radiculosa, 453 nucleotides. RefSeq lists its product as uncharacterized. The transcript is spliced from 3 exons. Lineage: Eukaryota; Fungi; Basidiomycota; Agaricomycetes; Polyporales; Fibroporiaceae. The record is from RefSeq and is a predicted model, not a curated record. The coding region runs from base 1 to 453 and encodes 150 amino acids.